Molecule: messenger RNA, 507 nt
Organism: Cetraspora pellucida
Lineage: Eukaryota; Fungi; Glomeromycota; Glomeromycetes; Diversisporales; Gigasporaceae
Source: the annotation of a GenBank genome assembly
AUGAUUAUCUUAGUUGCCAGUCCUUACCUAUGGGCAUUACUUGGAAUAGCCCUUUGUAUAGGUCUUAGUGUUGUCGGGGCUGCAUGGGGUAUUUUCAUAACAGGGUCAAGUAUUCUUGGUGGUGCCGUUAAAGCACCGAGAAUUAAGACCAAAAAUCUUAUAAGCAUCAUUUUUUGUGAAGUAGUUGCUAUCUACGGUGUGAUCAUGGCGAUCGUUUUUUCUGCAAAGUUACAAAACAUUGACUCAAAAGAUCUGUACACACCGUCAAAUUAUUUUACAGGAUACGCUCUCUUUUGGGGUGGUAUAACAGUAGGAUUUUGCAACUUGUUUUGCGGGAUUGCAGUAGGUAUCACAGGAAGUACAGCUGCAUUAGCUGAUGCGCAAGACCCAACGUUAUUUGUAAAAAUCCUUGUUGUCGAAAUUUUUGGAAGCGUCCUUGGACUGUUUGGUUUGAUCAUUGGAUUACUUCAGACUGGUAAAGCAGGUGAAUUCGCUGCUGCUAAAUGA